Messenger RNA from Lasiodiplodia theobromae, 243 nucleotides. RefSeq names its product Lsm domain-containing protein. Bases 1 to 243 code for a protein of 80 amino acids. Gene Ontology annotation, biological process: mRNA splicing, via spliceosome; maturation of SSU-rRNA. Lineage: Eukaryota; Fungi; Ascomycota; Dothideomycetes; Botryosphaeriales; Botryosphaeriaceae. Gene Ontology annotation, cellular component: U4/U6 x U5 tri-snRNP complex; nucleolus; P-body. The record is from RefSeq and is a predicted model, not a curated record. The transcript has 3 exons. Gene Ontology annotation, molecular function: RNA binding.
AUGGAAAACGGUGCCACCGACGCAAAAGAUCCUUCGGGCUUCCUCAGCGAGAUCAUUGGUGCCCCGGUCACAGUCAAGCUGAACUCUGGCGUCGUCUACAAGGGCGAGCUUCAGUCCGUCGAUGGCUACAUGAACAUUGCUCUCGAACAGACCAAGGAGUAUGUCGACGGCAAGCUGCGGAGGAACUACGGCGAUGCCUUUGUAAGAGGCAAUAACGUCAUGUACAUUUCCGCCGAUCACUGA